GAGCCAAAGAUCAACAUGUUGAAACUGUGGGCAAAAAGAUGUUUGUUUUAAGGUUCAGAUAAGCAACCAUAGGGCACGUCAAGUCCUGAAAUUCAUCGAAGACAACAAGGACAAGUAUUUUCAGCAUCAUCAUCAUCAUCAUCACACUCUGAGUUUCUUGAUAAUCAUCAGCGGACAAAAGCUCAGCAUCAGAAGGUUGGAAUGACAGUCAAAAAGUCCAGCAGCUCCUGAAGCCUUGAUCUCAGACCAAAAAAUGAGGCUUCCUUUCUGGCAAGAAGGUCUUAAUGCUGCAGAUGUUUAUGUGCAGAUGAGACUGUGGAUAAGGCAAGCAGCGGUGCACAUCCAGAGAGAGAGAGGGGAUAUAAAGCGAGGAUAACAGAAAAGGAACAGAAACAGAAACAGAAAAAAGUUGCAUAGCCUGGUGUCCACGCGUCGUCAUGCCGAGGUACAACUUCUUGCUGUGCUUGAUGGUGCUCAUCUCCCUGGGACAGUCAGGGAGCGACGAGCCCAAUCUGCUGCUGCCUCCUGCCAGCGAGACGCCCACGGAUGCCGGGCUGUCUCUGCUGGACGAGGACGCCGGCUCUCACGAGUGCUCCGCCUGCGUUUGGAGGGAGCAGAGCAAAGUGCUGAGGCUGGAGACCAUCAAGUCCCAGAUCCUGAGCAAGCUGCGGCUGAAGCAUGCGCCCAACAUCAGCCGGGAGGUGGUCAAUCAGCUGCUGCCCAAGGCGCCUCCUCUCCAGCAGCUCCUGGACCACCACGACUUCCAGGGAGACGCGUCGUCCCAGGACGAGUUCAUGGAGGAGGAUGAGUAUCACGCCACCACGGAGUCUGUGAUCACCAUGGCCUCUGAGCCGGAGCCCCUGGUGCAGGUGAACGGGAAGCCGAGCUGCUGCUUCUUCAAAUUCAGCCCCAAGCUGAUGUUCACCAAGGUGCUGAAGGCCCAGCUGUGGGUGUACCUGCGACCGCUGCAGCAGACCUCCACGGUCUACCUGCAGAUCCUCCGGCUGAAGCCCGUCACGGACCAGGGCAGCCGCCACAUCCGCAUCCGCUCCCUGAAGAUAGAGCUCAACUCCAGGGUCGGCCACUGGCAAAGUAUUGACUUUAAGCACGUUCUGCAGAACUGGUUCAAGCAGCCCCACACCAACUGGGGGAUAGAUAUCAACGCCUUUGAUGAGAGCGGCAAUGACCUGGCAGUUACCUCGCUGCGACCCGGGGAGGAGGGGCUGCAGCCAUUCCUGGAAGUGAAAGUCCUUGAGACGACCAAACGCUCUCGGAGAAAUCUCGGCCUGGACUGCGAUGAGCACUCCACCGAGUCUCGCUGCUGUCGCUACCCUCUGACUGUGGAUUUCGAGGCGUUCGGCUGGGAUUGGAUCAUUGCCCCCAAACGCUACAAAGCCAACUAUUGCUCCGGCCAGUGCGAGUACAUGUUUAUGCAGAAAUACCCGCACACCCACCUGGUGCAGCACGCCAACCCCAGAGGCUCUGCAGGGCCAUGCUGUACCCCGACCAAGAUGUCCCCCAUUAACAUGCUCUACUUCAAUGACAAGCAGCAGAUCAUUCACGGCAAAAUCCCCGGGAUGGUGGUGGAUAGAUGUGGCUGCUCUUAGGCUGCAGGGGAGACGCACACUUGUGUACAGCCACCAUCGCAUCAAACCACCCAAAACCCUUACGGAGCUCUCCCCUGGCACCAGAACCAACUCCAUGGCACCAGAUUUCACUUUGCUCAGCCACAAAAUCAUCCCACUGGGUUUCCAUUUUUUCCAGUAAUUAAAUUGAUUCUAACUGUAAAAAAAAAGUUAUAAAUGAAACAUGAAUCAAAAAAAGGACUGAGUGAUGGAAAUACAGUACAUUAUGAAUGAUUUAAAGAGGUUGUCCUUGUGGAGCAGCUUCAGAAAACGGUAAAUGAAACAAAACUAUGUUAUAGAGUAUGUGUUAGUUUUGUGGGUUUAUAAAGUUUUUUGUUUUUUUAAUGGCAUCUUUGUGAAAUGUCCAGGUUAGUGGAUUGAGAUGACAGGAGACAUAAGCAUUUACAAUAUUUUUAAAGCAAUUUCAGUUCAAAGGUGAGUUUGGAAAUACUUAAUUUCACAGAUACGCUAACUUACGGGUGAGAUUUGAAACACAAAAAUGUUUGCAAGGGGGCAUGAUCAGAAUUAUUUUGCAAUCCAUCACUUUAACAAAAAAAAGAACUAAAUCCAUGCUAAUGUGAGGAGGGUUUACUGUUAGAAAUACUCUUAGUAUAAAUCCAAAAUCUUGUUUACAGAUGUUUAGAGAUGUGCUCUAGAGAUGUAAAGUGUUGAGGAGAUCCAAAACCAAACCUAUACCCUCUAUUAAUGUAUAACACCCCAGUGUGACUUUCCCGAGUAUCUACGAAAACCUUUCACAGUUACUUUGAUCUUUUUUUAUUUGUAGUCUUGUAAAACUCAAAAAGGAAAAGGGAAAGAGGAGGUUAUACUAUUUGAACUCUGUCUUUCAAAGCGGAUAAAUAAAGCCAGUAUAGCUAUUUCUGCCAUUCUGCAAAAGUAGAUAAGACAUAUUUAGGUUUCACUUUCACACUGAAGUCUAAAACUAAAGUACUGUAAUGUAGAUGCACUCUGAAGUCAUUCGGCACCGCCUGGGAGAGGAGGAGGAGGAGGAGCAGGAUCCUGCAGGAUGACGAGAACACAUUUCCUUUCUUCUGCGUGACAAAAGGAAAAUACACUUUAACACCUUCAACUUUUGCAUUAAAUGUUUAAAACAGAGAAGUAAAUGCACUGUUUCAUAACUUGAAGAGGCCUGGGACUGAGCAUUAAUAACAAACAGAAAGCAAACCCUGAAAUAAAACACACGAUCUCAAAUGUUCACCCUGCUGCAAAUUAUUGAGCUGAAAAAAGCACAAAACAGGAUUACAGUAAUAUGACUAGAAGUUUACAUACUCAUACUUACAGCAGUGUUCCCAUCUGUAUUUAAAAAUACACUUACAUUUAGAAAGAGCAGUAGCUUCAUUAGCUCAUUCACUUUUUUUCAAUACUAUUUUCAGAAAAGAAGUAAUUAUAAAUCACAACAAACACAAAUCAAGAGAAUGUAACGCAACUACUGACUUUAGUUUAGAGAACAUAUUUGAUUGCGUUUUGAAAUGCCCCCAUCCACCUCCACCUCAACUGCAUCGUCAUGAUCAUAAAAUAUUGUUAGUGCUUGAACACAGUAGAUUAGUGACGCUUGAAGUCUGUCUUUGUCUCCUGGAUGUCAAAGCAAAGAUAUCCUUUUGUUGUAAACGAAAGCACUAUGCUGUUGGAUAAAGGAAGAGCCUUCUGACAUUAUAUAUAAAUGAUAUAUGUAUAUAUUAAAAAAAGGGGUACAAAAACCUUUUUUGGGGCACUCUACCUUACCAACAAUAAAUUUUGCACUAUGGGACGUUCAUGGCGUGAGGAGGUAAAGUGUUGUUUGUGUUUUACCAAGCACAAGAGAGCUUGUACAGUAUAGGAUUAAAAAAAAAAGAAACUAUUCAAGCUUCUGGUGAUAAACCAUGAACUAGAGAGGUUAUCACUUCUUUUUGAUACCAUCACGCUUUCCUGACUUUUGUCUGAAGCGGGGGCCUGUCCAUACACUCACACACUUAUAUCCAAUCUGGAACCUGGACGUACUGUACCAGCGGCCUGAAAGGCCUCCUUGCCCACUUUGGGUGAUAAGUCAUAUAUGUAUAAGUGUCUGGAUCAAUGAAAAUAGAAUGCUUUAACUGGAAAUGGCCCGCCCACCAACUUUAAUCUGUUACCAUGUUAGAGAGACUGCGUCCUUUUGACUUAAACAAUGUGUCGACUGUCUUGCAUAGACAUGUUUUUGCCUUUGUGUGUAUUUUAAGUGAAAGCACCCAUGUAAGAAUGGGAGGAGUAUCCAGGGAUUGUUAGCCAAAGUAGAGGAUGACAUGUUGUGUGCUGUAACUUUUGUGAUCGCAGGAAUAUGCUAGAACAUUUCAAAGGGAGGAAAAAGCUGGUUUAGGGGCAGUGGUUGGAAAUAAUUCAACUGGUCAAUUGUCUAUUUAUUAAUAUUAAUUACAAUGCAUUUCAAAGUCUGUCUACCUCACUUUAGCCUCCUAAAAACCUUGCUUUUUUUCUUUUUUUUUUUUUUUUAAUUUGUCAUCGAUUAAUCUGUGCAAACAUAACCUAUAAGAACCCCCCCACCACCCCCCAAAAAAUGUAGAUGAAAACCACAGGGUCCCCUUGCUCUCAGGUUCAGAUUGAGUUAUUGACGGAGUGACUGAUGGUAGCGGCUCUGGUAAUGUGUGGUCAAAAGAAAUAAUUAGCUGUGCCCACAUCUAUGGCUUGUUGAGAAGUUGCAUUUUGAAUUUUAGUGUUUGUAUACUGGUAUGUGUGAGAGUGUUUUCAUAUAAAUAUAUGAGAGUAAGAAAUGUAAAUACCUACCCAAAUGUUGACAUUUAUGAUGUUUUGGACAGGUUCGCCGCUUCUAAUGUUUUUCUCACUUUCCCCCUUCAUUCCUCUGUUCUUUGUGUAGUUUUUAAAAAAAAAUCACUCCAACUUUGUAGUUUAAUGGUUGUGCAUAUGAAUAACUGUUCAAUUGUUAUUUUUGCCUUUUGUUGUUUAUUUACUGUCAUUUUUCUUUUGUACAAUAAAUCAUUUAUUUAGCUUA
Molecule: messenger RNA, 4620 nt
Organism: Sebastes umbrosus (honeycomb rockfish)
Lineage: Eukaryota; Metazoa; Chordata; Actinopteri; Perciformes; Sebastidae
Gene: gdf11
Product: growth differentiation factor 11
Exons: 5
Coding region: 438-1607 (389 amino acids)
Biological process (GO): SMAD protein signal transduction
Cellular component (GO): extracellular region
Molecular function (GO): growth factor activity; cytokine activity
Source: RefSeq, a predicted model, not a curated record